Messenger RNA from Astyanax mexicanus (Mexican tetra), 1836 nucleotides. Its product is annotated as D-aspartate oxidase-like. NCBI's taxonomy places the organism in Eukaryota, Metazoa, Chordata, Actinopteri, Characiformes, Acestrorhamphidae. Bases 208 to 1218 code for a protein of 336 amino acids. The transcript has 5 exons. Gene Ontology annotation, molecular function: FAD binding; D-amino-acid oxidase activity. The record is from RefSeq and is a predicted model, not a curated record.
UGCGAAUAUCAAACCAACUUCAGCCGGGGAAUACGAGGCUGCGAAUAUCGAGCCAAACGAAUCUGGAGCUGCGAAUAUCAAACCAACUUCAGCCUCGUGUGCGGCUCUAGGUCGGAUCUGUUUGGGCAGAGAGCGGGUUCUGGAAUCGCAGCUGUCAGUCCGUCCAUUAUCCUGCACACGAAUAACGGGUCUCAGUGAACUUUUGGAAUGAAGGCUGUGAAAGUUGCAGUUGUUGGGGCAGGUGUGAUCGGACUGUCUACAGCAGUGCGUCUGUCUGAGACACUCCAGAACUCAGCUGUGACCAUACUGUCUGAGAAGUUCUCCCCAGACACUACUAGCGAUGGAGCUGCUGGAAUACUUCUACCUGAGGUGUUCCCAGAUAUCCCUCUGGAACGUCAGCAACGUUGGUUCAAGGAGACAUUUGAUCAUCUGCAGGGCCUUGUUGAAUCACCUGAAGCCCCGGAAGCAGGGGUGUUCUUGAGCUCAGGAUACCACGUAUUCAAAGAAGUCCCUAGCGAUCCAAAACCUUACUGGUCAGAAUAUGUGUUUGGAUUCCGAUUCAUGACGGAUCGUGAGAUGAAAAGAUUCCCAAAUCAUAAAUUUGGUCAAGCUUUCACAUCAAUAAAAUGUGAAUGCCCCAGAUAUCUGCCAUGGCUUGAGAAAAGGUUUAGAGGAGCUGGUGGUGAUGUUAAACAGGAGAAAGUGACUGACCUUAAGCAGCUUGUCAGCAGCUAUGAUGUUAUUGUCAACUGCUCAGGCGUUUGGGCCAAUCACCUGGUGGGGGAUGAGGGGGUCUACCCAGUACGGGGGCAGAUUCUCAAGCUUCGUGCCACCUGGCUGAAGAAUUUCAUUCGUGACGGAGAUGGAAAGACUUACUUGUACCCUGGAAUUGAUUACGUCACUAUAGGGGGCACUCGGCAGAAGGAUGACUGGAGGCUGGAGUUGGAUAAGGGAGACAAUGAGGACAUGAUGAAGCACUGUAUUGCGCUGGAGCCGUCCCUGCAGAAGGCCCAAGUGUUGGAAGAGUGGGUGGGCCUGAGGCCUGGCCGGAAGAACCCGCGUAUAGAGAGUGAGUGGCUGCAGGAUGGGGAGCGCCAAGCCUUACUGGUGCAUAAUUAUGGCCAUGGUGGAUGUGGCAUUUCACUGAGCUGGGGCUCAGCACUGGAUGCACUGGAACUAGUGAUGAAGGGUCUGCAGGAGAAACCUCCUCGCCAGUAACAGUAAUGCUACACACAAGUUGUUCCUCAGUGUCUGUAACAUCACUACCAAACGACAGGAUAUUACACAUGCUAUAUAUACUCCUUCAUAUUGACAAUUAUUGAAAAAUCUGUAUAAAAAACUCAAUAGGAGAAAAUCAUGGCAAUUUUAUUUUAGAUUAUUGUCAAGUAAAGUUGAUCAGUAGUGUUUUACAGUGAUCUGUAUGAAUUAUGUUUGAAUUAUACUAAGUUUUAUUUAGCAGUAAUUACACGGCAUUACCAUUCCUUAAACAAUGUCAUUUACAUUUAGCUCAGAUCAAACUACCAUGUUUAUUGUAUUAAGUUUUUUCUUUCAUCAUAAAAUUUCAUUAUAAAUGACAGAAAUCAUUUUGGUUCAGUUGCAUCUCACAGUCUUAUGCCCAUUUCAGUGCUAAGAACUAUACGUGGACUAAUCAGGAACAGUACAAAAUAAAACAGCCCUUAUUUACAAAAAUAAAAACACACAAAAGCACUUUAAUGUUACUGUGAGUGAAUGUAAAUGCACUUUAAAAAAAUUAUAUAAAUAAUGCGAAGAAUGUGAAGAACACUGCAGCAUUUUGAGCAAGUGCAAAUUGAAUAAAUUAUUUUUGCUUCAUUGAAA